CAACACACAAUCCCCUGCAACUGCAAGUCGUCUUCUUCCCCAAGCCUAAAACCAACAACAGUUUGGCAGAUCGCCCGGCUCGAUCGAUCGCAGCCAUGGUGCUCUCCAAGGCCGUCUCCGAGAGUGACAUGUCCGUGCACUCCACGUUCGCGUCGCGCUACGUCCGCUCGUCUCUCCCAAGGUACCGCAUGCCGGAGAACUCCAUCCCCAAGGAGGCGGCGUACCAGAUCAUCAACGACGAGCUCAUGCUCGACGGGAACCCGCGCCUCAACCUGGCGUCCUUCGUCACCACCUGGAUGGAGCCCGAGUGCGACAAGCUCAUCAUGGCCGCCAUCAACAAGAACUACGUCGACAUGGACGAGUACCCCGUCACCACCGAGCUCCAGAACCGGUGCGUGAACAUGAUCGCGCAUCUCUUCAACGCGCCGUUGGGCGAGUCCGAGACGGCGGUGGGCGUCGGCACGGUGGGCUCGUCGGAGGCCAUCAUGCUUGCCGGGCUGGCCUUCAAGCGCAGGUGGCAGAACAAGCGCAGGGCCGAGGGCAAGCCGUUCGACAAGCCCAACAUUGUCACCGGCGCCAACGUCCAGGUUUGCUGGGAGAAGUUCGCGAGGUACUUCGAGGUGGAGCUCAGGGAGGUGAAGCUGCGCGACGGCUACUACGUGAUGGACCCCGAGAAGGCGGUGGAGAUGGUGGACGAGAACACCAUCUGCGUCGCCGCGAUCCUGGGCUCCACGCUCAACGGCGAGUUCGAGGACGUGAAGCUGCUCAACGACCUGCUCCAAGCCAAGAACAGGGAGACCCGGUGGGAGACGCCCAUCCACGUGGACGCGGCGAGCGGCGGCUUCAUCGCGCCCUUCCUGUACCCGGACCUGGAGUGGGACUUCCGCCUGCCGCUGGUCAAGAGCAUCAACGUCAGCGGCCACAAGUACGGCCUCGUCUACGCCGGCAUCGGCUGGUGCAUCUGGCGCAGCAAGGAGGACCUGCCGGAGGAACUCAUCUUCCACAUCAACUACCUCGGCGCCGACCAGCCCACGUUCACGCUCAACUUCUCCAAGGGCUCCAGCCAAGUCAUCGCGCAGUACUACCAGCUCAUCCGCCACGGCUUCGAGGGGUACAGGAACAUCAUGGAGAACUGCCACGAGAACGCCAUGGUGCUCAAGGAGGGCCUGGAGAAGACGGGCCGCUUCGACAUCGUGUCCAAGGACGAAGGCGUCCCGCUGGUGGCCUUCUCCCUCAAGGACCGCAGCCGGCACGACGAGUUCGAGAUCUCGGACAUGCUGCGCCGCUUCGGCUGGAUCGUGCCGGCAUACACCAUGCCCCCCGACGCGCAGCACGUCACGGUGCUCCGCGUCGUCAUCCGGGAGGAGUUCAGCCGCACCCUCGCCGAGCGCCUCGUUCUCGACAUCGAGAAGGUGAUGUACCAGCUGGACGCGCUCCCGUCCAGGCUCCCGCCCCCUCCCCCGGCGGCGCCGCUGCUCAGGAAAAAGACGGAGCUGGAGACGCAGAGGUCGGUCACGGAGGCGUGGAAGAAGUUUGUGCUCGCCAAGAAGACCAACGGCGUCUGCUAGUGACGCUUCCACCGCUACACACAACACUACCAUGGUCAACGGGCCUUCUUCCGUGCUGAUUUGAGUGAGCACCGCGAUAUCUAGGUAGUCUAAUAUGCUUCGUGUCUUUCCGUAAUUUGUGCAUGCAGUUGCUAUGCACCGAGUGAGUUGCUAUAUAUGUUCGAUAGCAACAGUUUUUUUCUCCCCAAUGCAAGGAAGAGAGUAAUAGUUGAGGCUGGUGUCGAUUAUUGUUAUCC
Molecule: messenger RNA, 1804 nt
Organism: Zea mays
Lineage: Eukaryota; Viridiplantae; Streptophyta; Magnoliopsida; Poales; Poaceae
Product: Glutamate decarboxylase 1
Exons: 5
Coding region: 96-1568 (490 amino acids)
Biological process (GO): L-glutamate catabolic process
Cellular component (GO): cytosol
Molecular function (GO): glutamate decarboxylase activity; pyridoxal phosphate binding
Source: RefSeq, marked provisional